AUGUCGUACGAAGGUUCAGGGCUAACCGCAUCCGCAAAACCCGACAUUUGGCACCCAACGUGGGGCGAGGUGACACCUGGGGCUGACGACGAAGGCGGCGUCGAUGCGUGCGCUGACGAGGUCGGCGUCGAAGCUCGUGCGGGCUCGUGCGGCGGGCCGGCACCGCGGGACGACCAGCGACGCGGUGGCGACGCAUCGUCCGCCAGCGAGGGUGCAGCGUCCAGGAACGGUGAGGCGAAUACGGCGUUGGACGACGCGUUUGUUGGGGACACGGCCGGUGACUGCGACGACCUUGAAGCACAGGUCAGAAAGUUCCGGGAUGACAACGCGGCGGCCGUGAAGAAAAGGGAAAAGAUGAGGAAGAAGAGGCGGAAAAGGAAGGAAAACAAAAACAGGGACGGGAGCAAAACCGCAGAUGAAUUGCCGCAUGGUGACGAGGAAACUCGAAAGCACAAAGACUCUGCGGAGGCCAAGAAGUCUCGACGUGGCGAACGGAAUGUAGCCGAGGUCGUUAAAGAGGUCAGGGAGUGGCAAAGUGGUGACGAAGAGAUCGAGGAGUUCCGACAUGGUGAAGCCGACGUCGCUGAAGAAGGAAGAGCCGAGGAGAAUACAGGGGGUGACGACGGUACUGGUGGCUGGGAGGCAGCAGCCAGCUGCGCGGAUGGUGAAGUCGAAGAGGAUGCGGAGGAAGUAGAAUAUUACGAGGCGGGCAUGGUCCGCGAUGGCGAGUGGGACGAGAAAACGAAGUGCGUGGACGCCGGCGACGCAGACAACGACGAUUACGUGAACGAUGCCGCAGGUGUUGAGGAGAAACCCGUUUAA
Messenger RNA from Rhipicephalus sanguineus (brown dog tick), 822 nucleotides. RefSeq lists its product as uncharacterized. The transcript has 2 exons. The coding region runs from base 1 to 822 and encodes 273 amino acids. The record is from RefSeq and is a predicted model, not a curated record. NCBI's taxonomy places the organism in Eukaryota, Metazoa, Arthropoda, Arachnida, Ixodida, Ixodidae.